AUGUCAGUGAAGAAAGUGCCCAUCACCAAUGCCAGUGCGCCGACAGAAUUCAUCCUCCUGGGGCUCACAGGUCGCCCAGAACUCCAGCCUCUCCUCUUUAUGCUGUUCCUGGUCGUUUACCUUGUCACCCUCUUGGGCAACCUGGGCUUGAUGGUGCUAAUCCGACUGGACCCUCGCCUUCACACCCCCAUGUACUUCUUCCUCACCAACUUAGCCUUCGUGGACUUGUGCUACUCCUCAAACGCAACCCCACCGAUGUUGACUCCUCUGUUCUCCGAGAAGAAGACCAUCUCAUUUGCUGGCUGCUUUGCACAGUGUUACAUUUUCAUAGCGCUGCUCCUCACUGAGUUUUACAUGCUGGCAGCCAUGGCCUAUGACCGCUAUGUGGCCAUAUGCAACCCUUUGCGCUACAGUGUUAAGAUGUCCAGGCGUGUCUGCUUGUGCUUGGCCACAUUUCCUUAUGCCUAUGGCUUCUCAGAUGGGCUGUUCCAGGCCAUCCUGACCUUCCGCUUGACCUUCUGUAGCUCCAAUAUCAUCAACCACUUCUACUGUGCUGACCCGCCACUCAUUAAGCUUUCUUGCUCUGAUACCUAUGUCAAAGAGCAUGCCAUGCUCAUAUCAGCUGGUUUCAACCUUUCCACCUCCCUCGCCAUCAUCCUGGUGUCUUAUGCCUUCAUUAUUGCCACCGUCCUCAGGAUCAAAUCGGCAGAGGGAAGACGCAAGGCGUUCUCCACCUGUGGUUCCCACAUGAUGGGUGUAACCCUCUUUUAUGGCACCCUCUUCUGCAUGUACGUAAGACCACCCACAGAGCAGACCGUUGAAGAAUCCAAAAUCACAGCUGUCUUCUACACCUUUGUAAGUCCACUGCUUAAUCCGUUGAUCUAUAGCCUGCGGAACAAAGAUGUAAAACACGCUUUGAAGAGCGUGCUCAGUAGAAAUGUGGUCACUAAGAUGGUAGUGCCUCCCAUUUUCAAUAAACCAUAA
This is a messenger RNA of Phacochoerus africanus (Common warthog), 984 nucleotides long. Its product is annotated as olfactory receptor 5M11-like. Gene Ontology annotation, cellular component: membrane. NCBI's taxonomy places the organism in Eukaryota, Metazoa, Chordata, Mammalia, Artiodactyla, Suidae. The transcript is spliced from 2 exons. The record is from RefSeq and is a predicted model, not a curated record. Gene Ontology annotation, molecular function: olfactory receptor activity; odorant binding; G protein-coupled receptor activity. Gene Ontology annotation, biological process: G protein-coupled receptor signaling pathway; sensory perception of smell. The coding region runs from base 1 to 984 and encodes 327 amino acids.